Rubroshorea leprosula is the source of this 1718-nucleotide messenger RNA. The record is from the annotation of a GenBank genome assembly. Lineage: Eukaryota; Viridiplantae; Streptophyta; Magnoliopsida; Malvales; Dipterocarpaceae.
UUUCGAGUUUUUCGGAAGUUCCUUUUGAUAAUUUUGUUCAUUGAUUUCGAUGAUACUUCGCAGCUUUGAUUAAAGUUCUUUUGUGGGUUAUGAUCGUUAUUUAGAAAGGUGAAAGCUUUCUCCUUUCUUUCUCUUGUUUUGACAACCUUAAAAUUUCAAUUUAAGCUAUCGUCUUUAUUGAGUUUCUUGAGAAAAAUAGAUAAUGGGAUCGAGUUUGCAGCAGUGGGAAUCAGACCCCCUGUUCUCAGCAGCCGAAGUGAUUCAAGACUCAGCUGACAGGAUGGAAUCAAUUUUCCGCCUUCUUUUGCACGAACAAAGUUUUGUCCAAGGUGACCAUUCUGAUCCUAGGCUGCUUACACAAAUUGAGUUCCAUAGGCGUGAUCUUCAAACCAUCCUUGAAACAGCAAAAUGGCAGUUGGAAGAUUUUGAACGAGCAGUUAGCUCAUCAGCUAUGAUGGACAAGUCUUCCACCAAAGAGUACAUGGUUUCCAGACACAACCAGUUUAUUAAAGCCAUUAGAGAACAAAUAAAUCAUGUUGAGGAAACCUUAGGGGAGCAACCAAUGGGAAAUUCUCUGAAAAAUUCUGACUGGGUAGACUUAAAUGAACAAGAUAGAGAUGGUUUGGCAUUAUUUCUUUCUGGGGGAAAUCCUACUGAACCAGUCAACCAUUAUGAUUUAGAUGACAGCAAUAUCUUGAAAAGAUUUCUUGAUCCAGCCAGCACAUCAGGUUCAAAAGAUGGUGGAAUGGUUGCACAUGGAAGUGGGGAAAUUGAAGAACUGAAUACGAGCAGGGUUUCAAAUAUUGACAAUUAUUAUGAUUCUAAGGACCAAAAUUUGAGAAAAGUGGGUUCCAGUUAUUCCCCAAAAUUGAGCUUAGAUGCUUUUGAUUCUUCUCAAGAGGCAUCUACUAUGCGGAAUAUUGAGGAUAGCAGUUGGGAUUUGGAAGCUUGUGGGGGCAAGGCUAAGAGCUUCUUCCAGAAUAAUAAGUCAAGAGGAUAUUAUAGCAGAAAGAACUUCUUUUGUUUCCCAAAUAACCUAUUGAAUGCAUUUGGAAGUAAGGUUGCUAGGGAUUAUACAAAGCGGUUGAAAGAUGGGGAUGAGCAAGAGCAUCUCCCAUUAUUCAGUGACACUUCUGCACAGGGUCAGCAUAGGGAAGAAGGUUUAGCACAUGCAGACUGCAGUCACCUUUGGAGUAGGUUUCAAGCAUCCAAUGGCAUUUUUUAUCAUGUUCAACUUAGUCAGAGAUCCAUGCAAAUUAUAUUAUCAGCAGUUUGUUCGCUCAUAAUUUUGGGUAUAUUGAUACGCCAAUUUGCUUGAGAAAUUGCCAUUCAUAGUUCAAUUGUUGUCUCCCUUGUAUAUAAGCAAUAUUGCAGAGGUCUGACCAUGGUGUGCGAGCACGUAAUGCCAUUUCUCAAAUCAAGCCAGACGCAAAAACCUCUUUUGGGUUCUUCAUGUUCAAAUUCUUGUGUUCAUGAGCAUAAAUUUGAAUUUUCAUAUCACCAGUCAAGCCAUGUAAUACAUCACUGCUAGAAAUGAUUUUAGCAGCCAUUCAAUUUGAUAUUCCCAUGGAGUGUUAUUUUUUAAGUGUCCAAUGUGUGGCAAUUUGUUAGCAUUGCCAUUCAGGAUUGGCCAAUUAAUGACUAGAAAGCCUCCAAGCCUUCUUAUUUGUACUGGCAUAGGGCAUCUUAUCAUCGAUUAAUAAAGGAAUCUGAGAGAU